Messenger RNA from Neocloeon triangulifer, 2178 nucleotides. Its product is annotated as senecionine N-oxygenase-like. The transcript has 8 exons. The record is from RefSeq and is a predicted model, not a curated record. NCBI's taxonomy places the organism in Eukaryota, Metazoa, Arthropoda, Insecta, Ephemeroptera, Baetidae. The coding region runs from base 62 to 1396 and encodes 444 amino acids. Gene Ontology annotation, molecular function: flavin adenine dinucleotide binding; NADP binding; N,N-dimethylaniline monooxygenase activity.
UCGAUCACACAAAAACAGAAACCAAAAAUCCUUGCACCAUUUAAUUAAAACUCUUCUCAAUAUGGAGCGUGUCAAACUUCGCAAAAGAGUUGCCAUAAUUGGGGCAGGGGUGGCCGGACUGGCCGCCGCCCGCCACUUUACAGCCCCUGGAUCGCCUUUUGAGUGCCAAGUUUUCGAACAAGACAACAAUGUUGGUGGGACUUGGCGUCUUUCUGACUACGUGGGCACUGACGAAAUUGGAAGGCCCGUCCACUCCAGCAUGUAUAAAUAUCUCAGAAUGAACCUUCCGAAGGAAAUAAUGUGCUACCCUGACUUUGCCUUCUCUUCAGAUUCAGAUGGAGUUUCUUACAUUACAUCUCAGCAGUUUCUAGACUACACCGAGGAAUACGCUGACCACUUCCAACUUCAAAAGCACAUAAAAUUUAAUCAUGGAGUAAAAGAAGUUAAACCCUUGACCGGGGCCAAUGGAGAAACUGAGUGGCAAGUGACCGUCUACAACUGGUUGACUAAAGAGACAACCACGCACAUUUUUUAUGCAGUUAUGGUUUGCAAUGGACACUUCUGCACUCCAAACAUUCCUGACUUUGAGGGAUCGAAUAAAUUUAAUGGGAAAAUAGUGCACAGCCACGACUACCGCGAUCCAGAGGAUUUCAAAGGAAAAAGGGUUUUGAUAGUCGGAGGCUCUUUUUCUGCAAUUGACAUUACAGUGGACGUGGCCAAAUGGGCAGAUCAUGUUGUUAUGAGCCACCAUUUGAAAGAAUUCACGCCUGAUUAUCCUGACAAUGUGAGCUUGGUACCAGACAUAAAAAAUUUCACCAAAAAUGGUGCCCUAUUUGUCAAUGGAGAGGAAAAGAAUUUUGAUACAGUCAUCCUGUGCACAGGCUUCAAAUACAACUUCCCAUUUUUGCACGAAAGUUGCAAAAUUACCACAAACGGCUAUGGUGUUGAGGUUGAGCCUCUAUACAAGCACAUGAUCAAUAUUGAGUACCCGUCAAUGUGCUUUAUCAGCAUCUGCAAUUACAAUUUGCCUGCGCAGCUAUCUGACUUGCAGUCGAGAUAUUUCUACAGUCUCUUAUCGGGAAUCAGCAAUCUGCCGUCUAAGGAGGAAAUGUAUGCUGAUUUGAGGGAAGAUCAAAAACACAGAAUCGAGAAAUUGCGUUGGCCAGCACAGCAGGCGCACAAACUGGGCCCUUUGCAGGAAAAACUUUACAGCGAAAUUGCCACUGCUUGUGGGGCGGAAGGGAUUAAACCGGUCACAUUGAAAAUGUUCAUUGACUGCGUGGUUGCGAACAGCAAAUUUCAAGACCUCCAGCAUUUCAGAGACCGUCGUUUCACAAUCAUUGAUAAUAACACCUACGAAGCAACUCCUCCGUUUAGUUCGUUAGAGACGAAAUAAGAACAGCUUAUUCUAAAUUAAUUGGAGAAUGAUUAUAAAGAAUAAAUUUUUUUAAUUAAUAUAAUGAGAGGAUGUAUUUUUAACAAAUUUUUAAUGAAUUUUUUUCCUCAUUCUGGAAAACAAUGGUUAAUAAUAAUUAUAAUUGAUGUUAAAGCAUUUGAAAAAAAUAUAUAUUAUGUAACAUCUUAAAAAAAUAAUAUCAUGAUAGUAUCAAUGCACCAUCGUUGGAAUAAAUCAGAAUAAAUUUGUAAAUAUAAAGUUACAUGAUAAUUUUUUUAAUUUUAAUAUUUCUCUUCUAUGUGCAAUAUGAUUUCAAAAUUUAAAUAACAAAGCAAACGCCCGCCCACGCCACAGGCUGAUUAAAGAGAGAUUUGGUGAGAUUUGGCUCUGCCAACUGGCAAUUUUCCCGGCAUUAUUUGCGAAUUUGGCAGCGUGUUAGCUUUGAUCGCCCUCCUUCGUGCCAAGUGAACAAAAAUUAGGGCAAAGAAUUCUCAUCACAACUUUUUGAAAAAUUUUAUUAAUUUAUUUUUCAAUUCAGUGUUUCAGCGGUUGGCAUAUGAAUCCCAUUUGUACGUAUUCGCACAAGUGAUCCUCCCAGGCGCCCAACCUAGGCAAAAAGGAAAUGCAACUUGUGUAGUCGUGUGCGGGCCAGAAGGGCAUGUCAGGAGCCCAGUCAAACUUUUUUAUCCGAGUACCAAGCGUCACGUUGUAACCCCAAAACCACACACCGGAGUAAACGUUCUCUCCGCGCCGCCCAGAAGUCCAGAUGUACUUAUCACUAA